Molecule: messenger RNA, 2408 nt
Organism: Dicentrarchus labrax (European seabass)
Lineage: Eukaryota; Metazoa; Chordata; Actinopteri; Moronidae
Gene: rab6a
Product: RAB6A, member RAS oncogene family
Exons: 8
Coding region: 291-917 (208 amino acids)
Molecular function (GO): GTPase activity; GTP binding
Source: RefSeq, a predicted model, not a curated record
UGUGUAGAAGAAGAGUAGCCCUGGGUGGCUAGCUGGCAGUGGUUCAGAUAUGUCAGAGAACUGACAGCAGUAGUUAGUGAGUUAUCCAAAACAAAGUGCCAGGAAGCUUAACGGGGUGAUUGUAGGGCACGAAACCUCGCCAGGUGGACUGUGUAGAGGGUUGGCUAACCGGCAAAACGUUAACGGAUCCCGGACCUUUAAUAUCUGACCACCGCUGGUUAGCUCGCAUUAGCUGGCUAGCUGGGGAGCUCCCGAAGAAGUAACGUCGGGGUUUGUUUCAUACAGUCAUCAUGUCUGCGGCCGGAGACUUCGGAAACCCUUUAAGAAAAUUUAAAUUGGUCUUCCUCGGGGAGCAGAGUGUGGGAAAGACUUCGCUGAUCACCAGGUUCAUGUACGACAGCUUCGACAACACUUACCAAGCCACAAUAGGAAUAGAUUUCCUGUCGAAAACCAUGUACCUUGAAGACCGAACAAUCAGGUUGCAGUUGUGGGACACGGCGGGGCAAGAACGGUUUCGUAGCCUUAUCCCGAGUUACAUCAGAGACUCUGCUGCUGCUGUCGUAGUGUAUGACAUCACAAACGUCAACUCCUUCCAGCAAACCACAAAAUGGAUUGAUGAUGUGAGGACGGAGAGAGGAAGUGAUGUCAUUAUUAUGUUGGUGGGAAACAAGACAGACCUUGCAGACAAAAGACAGAUAACCACAGAGGAGGGAGAACAGAGAGCGAAAGAGAUGAAUGUUCUGUUUAUUGAAACAAGUGCAAAGACAGGCUACAAUGUCAAACAGCUUUUCCGUCGCGUGGCAGCCGCCCUCCCUGGCAUGGAUAACACACAGGACAAGAGUAGAGAGGACAUGAUUGAUAUUAAGCUGGAGAAGCCACCAGAGGUACCGGUCAGUGACGGAGGCUGUUCCUGCUAAUGCCCGCUUAUGUCAUUGCUAAAUAUUUCCCUUACUGGCUUUUUCUCAAACCCAGUUGUUUUUUUUUUCUGUACCCUUCACUGCACCGCCUCUGUUCCCCAGCCUGAAAGAGAACACUACAUCUGUUUUCCUCGCCAUUGUGGAAACCUGCUUCCUCAUCUGGACGCUCUGAAAGUCAUAAAUCACUUAAAUGGAAUAUUUGCACUUUAACACACGUACGUUGAAACUGUCAUUUCAAAAAGAAAGAGAUGAUAGCAGAAGAGUUACAAGUCACAGCUAGUUUGUGUCUAAAGAUGAGUUUUUGUACCAAACUGAAAGAAAGAAAAUGUGUGUUUAAGACAUCAAAGUAUGUGUUUAAAAGUGAGAAUAUUCUUUAAAAAGUUUAAUAUCGCUUUAAGCUUAAUAAGCACAAUGUGGAUGUUUUUUGCAUUUGUCGGUUAAUUAAUAAUUUGUGCUGUUGCAAUCGAUUGGCAAGAAUUCAUUCAUGAAUUGUGUUAUCAAACUUUUCUGUUAUUUAAAUCUGUCUGGGAUUAAUAUGUGGAAAUAGUUGCAAUGUUGUGUCGAAGUAAAUCAGCUGGGGACAUCUCAGUGUUGACACACACAUUGUAUACACCCACGACGCAGCUGAAGUUGGAAGUGGCAGCCAUGAGCUCAUUUUAAACUGCUUGUGUGCUUUGUGGUUCCAGUUCUCCCCAACAUGUACCAGCACGAUAUGACGAGUCAGUACACAGUCACACACCACCGUACGGUCUCAGACCAGCACAAACACAUGACACCUACCACAAGAGCAGCACUCCACCAUCCACAUUACCGUCCUUACUCUCUUCCCACACUUGUCCCUUGAGUUUGGUUAUUUUUACCAUUGCUUCCAUUUUCUAUUUUUAUUUGGAUAGAUCUUUAAUUUUACUUCUAAAGACUACAGCUAUCAUAGAUUAAAACUGUUUCUUUGAUGAUUGUGUUCGAGGAGGAUUUUCUCAUAUAUUAAGAGUCAUAAUCAUGAAACCCAACAUAAACAUUAGAGAUGGAGAUAUAUGCCUUUCGGAGUUUAAUUGUAGAGGGCUUCCUUGGCUUUGGGUUUAUCUAGUUAAGUUUGGGAUGUUUUAUGAACGUGUGUUUUCUUUUUGCUUGUUUUUAUUUUUUUUGGCAUUGAUCUUUUGUUAGUGAUUCUACAUGUGUAUUUAAUCCACAAUGACUUGUAAUAUUUAUUUCUAUUGGAUUCAUGUUUUUUUUUUUAUGGCUGUUAAUAUCUUCACUUUUGGUAUGUGUCCUGAACCGCUAAUAAAAUAUGCAUUCAUCUGGACCACCUUUAACAGAAUCAGUCUGUCUGCUGUUCCCGGUACCACCUCUAAAUGGCAAUUUGAUCAUACUGAAUACCGUGCAAUUUUUGUGUGAACUUAAGGAGGAGAGUCUGGUUUGUAAAGCAUAGUAGUCCUUAACUUUUCUGUCUGGAAUGGUUUUAAAUGAAAGAAUAAAGAUACACUUGUCACCGCU